Molecule: messenger RNA, 1297 nt
Organism: Phalaenopsis equestris
Lineage: Eukaryota; Viridiplantae; Streptophyta; Magnoliopsida; Asparagales; Orchidaceae
Product: FKBP12-interacting protein of 37 kDa
Exons: 14
Coding region: 179-1195 (338 amino acids)
Biological process (GO): regulation of alternative mRNA splicing, via spliceosome
Cellular component (GO): nucleus
Source: RefSeq, a predicted model, not a curated record
AGUGUAAACUUGCAUUUUUCUAAAAACAAGUCGGUUGACGGGUGGCUCUAACGAAUUAAACCCACGUGAUUGGCUAAUGUUGGCUGAUGUUCUGACUUUCGUUUGAGAAAUUGCAGCUGAUACCGGCGAAUAAGAAAGCGAAGCAGGAAGAGAGCAAACGCUAGGGUUUCAUACUCCGAUGGCUUCUCGCUCUCAUCUAGACGAUGACGACGACUUCGGUGGCGACUAUGCGGUUAGUCACAGUGGAAGAAUUAGCUCAGGCGAGAAGAGAGCGUUUGGAGAUCUAGACGAGGAAGAAGAUGACGUUUUUGGAACAAAGAAGGGGAAGUCAAACAUUGAAGAAAGUGGACCAGGUGCGGCAACAGGGAUGAUCUUGUCACUUCGUGAAAGUUUACAGAACUGUAAGAAUGACCUUGCAACUUGCCAGGCAGAGUUAGAAGCGGCACGGGUUGAGAUUCAAAAGUGGCAUUCUGCAUUUCAAAACAGUCCAGCUCUGCCUUUUGGUUCAUCUCCAGAACCUACUUUAGUUGUUACAUAUCUUCAGAACUUGAAAUCCUCAGAAGAUUCCUUAAAAGAGCAGCUUGAGAAGGCUAAGAAGAGGGAAGCUGCUUUCAUAGUAACUGUUGCAAAAAGAGAUCAAGAGAUUGCUGACUUGAAGUCAGCAGUUCGUGAUCUCAAGAGACAGCUGCAACCUCCAUCCAUGCAGACAAGAAGAUUGUUGCUUGAUCCGGCUAUACACGAGGAAUUUAUGCGCUUAAAGAAUUUGGUUGAAGAGAAAGAAAAAAAAGUAAAAGAGUUGCAAGAUAAUCUUGCUGCUGUUAAUUUUACUGCAAAUAGUCGGUUGGGUAAGAUGUUAAUGGCUAAAUGCAGAACUCUGCAGGAAGAAAAUGAGGAGAUUGGUGCAGUAGCUUCUGAGGGAAAGAUUCAUGAAAUGGGGAUGAAAAUUGCUGUGCUGAAAACCCAAAAUGCAGAGCUAAAAAAUCAAUUUGAGGCACUAUAUAAGCACACAGAAGUACUUGCAACUGAUCUUGACACGUCAAAUGAAGUGGUGGGGUUAUUACAAGAGAAGCUGGAAGAGAAGAAUAUACUGUUGAAGAAACUCAUUGCCCAAAAUGAACCAAAAGAUGACACAAACGACCCUCCUGCUAGCGAAGAGAAAUCCGACCAUGAAACGGAAAUAGUGGUCGAGACUUGAAAUUGCUAAAACUUUUAUUGUUUUCAGUGUGUUUUUUCUAUCACUAUAAAUUGCUUAUUUAUUUGGAUUAAAUAUUUCACCACUUUGCCAGUUUCCCAGUCA